UGUGUGACCAAAGAGAUGAUGCAUUUUAGGACUUUACACUCAGGUUCAAGUUAAGUCAGUACAUCAAUCUCCAAUGAAGCCAAUAUUUGAUCAAAAAAAAAAAGCCCACGAUUGAUUUAUUGGGCUGCAUGAUCAAGCGUGCGUCUAGAAGCAAAUAUCCAUAUUUUCUUCAAAUAAAGUAGGAAGAAAACAUUUUCUUCAAGUAUCAUCCAAUAUUGAGACAGGUCUUCACGUGCACUACAAUGUCCAGCUUAGAAGAAAUAUCCUGCAUAUUGCUUUCAAGCAAAAGCUUCAUAAAUAUUUUAUUUGUAUCAUUUUGCUCUAUAAAGGCCCAGCUUUGUCCCCUUUAGUUUCUUCCGCACCAUGCAGUAGGAAGAAUCCAAGCCAAAAGCAAAAAAAAAAAAAAAAAAAAACUUUUCUUAGACCGGUUAGUACGUUUAGCUUAUCAUCAUCGUGUUUAUUUUUUCAGGAAUUCCUUCUCGAUUUUUCUCUGUAGGUUUGAACGUUACAGUUAACAAGGCGACAUGAGGAAAAGAAUCAGUGCUCGUUUCAGAAAAUUUAUUUCUUGCACUGCAGCUGCAUCUGGAGCAAGCAAUAAUACUACUCCGCCCGACCCAGCCGGUGUGGACUUGCGCGAGGAAUAUUCAAAUGCCUUUCGUACAGAGUCUUACGUUGAGUUUUGGGCACGCGUCUUCUCCCUAUCCAAUGCUGAUUCUACCAUUCCAACCACUGCAGCUCGGCUCCCAUCCUACCGCCUCUUUGCCGAACACCUCCUCGACCCGGACCAACCCACCGUCACCCGUAUCCUUGCUUCGGCCCGUAUUCAACCCCCUUACCAAUCCAUUUUAUCCGAUUAUUUUAUCCAAACCGCCGAUGCUUCUCUCCUAUGUGGCCUGCUAUUGAAAGAUAUUGACCGUACACGUGUCAUACACCGCUCUCUUAGAGCAACUACUCUUUUGACCCGGGCCGACUUCACCAACCCGUUUGUUUCAACCGCAACAUCGCCCACUCGGGUUCGGGCUAUUCAAUCCAAUUGCCUCGGAUUGUUGAAACAACUCGAGUCAAGCCGUGACAAGGCUCAAGUCAAGCUUCGGCUUGUAAAUAGAUUAGAACGUGGCUCGGCUGUUUUUCUCGUGGCGUUGACGGCUUCACUCGUUGUAAUAGUCGCAGCUCAUGUUAUAACUUUACUCGUGGCCAUGCCGGCUCUUAUGGUGGCUUCACUAGAGUUGGUUUCCGCAAGGGGGCUAGCUCGUGCGAUGGCUCAGCUCGAUGCAGCCGCUAAGGGGACUUACAUAUUGAAUAGGGAUUUGGACACAAUAAGCCAGCAAGUGGCGAGGCUGAAUGACGAGCUGGAACACAUGCGAGCAAUGGUUAAGUUCUGGAUUGAGAGAAAAGAGGACAAGCAGCUUCAAGCCAAUGAAGAAGUGGCGCGACAAUUGAAGAAGAAUGAUUGCAGCUUUAGGGAGCAGCUGGAUGAACUAGAGGAACAUUUGUAUCUGUGUUUCAUGACCAUAAACAGGGCUAGAAACCUGGUAGUAAAAGAGAUCAUGCAGCAGCCCAGAUGAUCAGUUUGAACACUUUGUUCUUUGUUUGACAGUUUCAAAACUUUCUUACAGUACACUGACAUUAAUUAUAUAGAAGUACUAUAGUCAUAAAAAUAUCUCGUAAAAGUAAAUUUACAAAUUGACAUGGUUUCAUAUGAUAUGUUAGAUUUAUUUUACAAUAAAAAUAACUUACCACGUCAAAUCACGUCAAUUUAUUAGUUUACUUUUUAUGAGCACUAUUUAUUACUAAAACAUUUAUCUUAAUCAUAUUAUGCUUUGACACUUGGAAACUUUUCUUUCUUACACUUGCUUUUAUCUUUCAUUCACCCCAUUAUUUUUUAAGAGCAGGAUGACAUGUUUUUUAGUUAGAUGUGAUCCAGGUGGUAUUCUAUUAGUUAGAAAUCUUUCAUUGGCUUAGACUUAUAAAAAAAAAGUUAGAAAUCAGACCAGAAAAAAGCUUCAUGUGCUCCCUUAAAGCGAGCUGAAGUAUAGCUUAAACCUUGGAUUUGUUAGAAAAUUCAAUGAAUGAGAAUAUACAACAUGAGAUGAGAAUAUAGACACUGCUAACAUUGAACACCUCCUUCAUAUUUAUAGGGUGCGGAUGAACUACUUUUGACAUAUUAGAAUCCAGUGAGAGGAGUACUAUUGGGCUUUAUUUUUGCUUAUCUGUUCUGUCAUUGUACUUCACCACUUCGUGAUGGGUAUUUAUAUCAUUAUUCCUUUCGGUCUUUGGGUUUAUUCACUUGCAUAUGAGCAUGUGAAGACUGUGAUCAAGUUGGUCAAUUUUGGAAAUCAAAUAUCAAGGAUAACAGAAGCGAUGUGGAAAUUCUUGAUCAGUUUGCAGUUGGAACUAUGAGCCUUUGGUAGAGCGUGGAGCUGUGCAGUGGGGAAGCUGGUUGCUGGUUUCGAUACAGUGGGCUACACGAUUUCUCCUCUUUCUAUUUUCAAUCUCCUGUGUUUUGGUCUAUGCAUGGUGUUCAUUCCACAAUUUCUUACGUGUCGCAUUGGGAUUGGAGGGCUGGUUUUCUUAUAAAACCAGAUGGGCGGUUUAGAAGCGUUUCCCUACAUUUAUAUAGGGUAAUAAAACACGACCUGUCGCUGAAAUCAGAGACAUGUUGUUGAGAAACUGCCGUUGAUUAAAGUUUCAGGAACGUACAAUUAACGCAACGCAUGAAGGUUGUCAUUAUGGGUGUGGCUUUGGUGAGGAAUGAGUAAGAUCACUACGAGCAGUGUUUCAAACCCACCAAACAUAAAAAAGUCUAUUGUAAAUGGUAAAUGUGCUCAUAAUAGUAGUUGCGAGCCACCUCAAACCUAUGUUUCCUUUAUCCUUACCUUGAAAAUAAUGUUGUUCCUCUAGCUAAUUAUUUAGAGAGAGAGAGAGAGAGAGAGAGUGUGUGUGUGUAGCUUGUUAACUAGGUCUUAUAAUUAACACUCAAUGGGCAACAAUUAUGACCCAAAAUUU
Molecule: messenger RNA, 3006 nt
Organism: Juglans microcarpa x Juglans regia
Lineage: Eukaryota; Viridiplantae; Streptophyta; Magnoliopsida; Fagales; Juglandaceae
Product: UPF0496 protein At3g49070
Exons: 2
Coding region: 525-1565 (346 amino acids)
Source: RefSeq, a predicted model, not a curated record